AUGGCGCAAAUCCGCAUGAGUAAUGACGAGGUGAGGAAAGCCAUCCACACCACCAAAUAUGCCAUCGCAAAACAAAAGACUGAUUUCCAAACAAAGUUCCUGAGCCAACUCACGACUCUUCUCUCCUCAACACACUCCGCGGCUCACGGCUCCGUCUACUUGACCCAAAAGUCUUUGAGUGAUUCAACUACCGAAUCAUCAUCUUCACCACCACGGAUCCUCAUUCGCGCCACAAACGGACUCUCGAAGCCAUAUAGAACCGCCAAGCCGAAGACCAAAGAGUCCGUGAAACCGAAGGUCAAAUUAGCAACAGUAGUUGAGGCGGCGGAUCUGGAUACGUUUUACGCGCGGUAUGCGGAGGUGUGUAAGAAAGGGAUGGAAGGGCUGAGGAAACGAGACAAGAAGAAGGCCAAGGAGAAAGCGAAAGCGAAAAAGAGAGGGAAUCGGCGGUAG
Molecule: messenger RNA, 453 nt
Organism: Rhinocladiella mackenziei CBS 650.93
Lineage: Eukaryota; Fungi; Ascomycota; Eurotiomycetes; Chaetothyriales; Herpotrichiellaceae
Exons: 1
Coding region: 1-453 (150 amino acids)
Biological process (GO): SRP-dependent cotranslational protein targeting to membrane
Cellular component (GO): signal recognition particle, endoplasmic reticulum targeting
Molecular function (GO): 7S RNA binding; endoplasmic reticulum signal sequence receptor activity
Source: RefSeq, a predicted model, not a curated record